GUGCGUUACAAGUGUGGUCAAGGCGUCGGAUCAGAGUCGGAUCUCUGGAUCGUUGGAUCUCUGUUUACCUCGACAGAGGAGUGGAGUACUUAAUACGAGGAGACUUCGGGUGGUAAUUGUCGGGUCCGGUUAGUCUUUGCUCCUGUGGGCGGCGACCUGAAGCAUGUCGACUCUCCUGCCUCGUAUGUCAGCUCUCUUCACACGCUAUGUUCCAUUACGAUCAAGUUUAUGUUGGCUGGCCACAUCCUCAAAUUCUUUGGACUUCAGGACUUCAAAUGUUUGUAGGAAUUUUGGCACUUCAAAGUCACCUAAGACUGGUAUACUUAUGCUCAACAUGGGUGGCCCAAGGACCUUAGAUGAUGUUCAUGACUUUCUACUACGACUUUUUAAAGAUCGUGAUAUAAUUCAGCUUCCAUUCCAAGAUUACAUGGGACCGUGGAUUGCCAAGCGUAGAACACCAAGCAUCCAAAAGAAAUAUGAGGAAAUUGGUGGUGGGUCUCCAAUAUUUAAAUGGACAGAUAUUCAGGGACAUCGGCUGUGUGAACGUCUAGACACAUUGUUGCCAAAUUCUGCCCCUCAUAAGCAUUACAUUGGCUUUCGUUACGCUUGUCCACUCACUGAAGAUACAUUAGAACAGAUGGAAAAGGAUGGUGUUGAGCAUUGUGUUGCUUUCUCACAGUAUCCACAGUACUCUUGCAGCACCACUGGGUCCAGUAUGAAUGCAAUUCAACAGUUUUAUGCUAACAGGUCUGCUGAGACUAACAUGAAAUGGAGUGUGAUUGAUAGAUGGUGCACAAAUCCCUUCCUUGUCAAGUGCUUUGCCAAAAACAUCAAGAAGGAGCUAGACCAGUUUCCCAAGGAAAAACAAAAAGAUGUUUUUAUUCUCUUCUCAGCUCAUUCUUUGCCACUAAAACAAAAUAACCGUGGAGAUCCCUACUCGGCCGAGGUGGGAGCUACAGUACAGUUGGUGAUGCAAGAAUUAGGAUUUACACAUCCCUAUCGUCUUGUGUGGCAGAGCAAAGUAGGCCCACUACCCUGGCUAUCACCAGCAACUGAUGAUGCAAUUAAGGGUUUGGUGCAGAGAGGAAAGAAAAAUAUAAUAUUGGUUCCCAUUGCCUUCACCAGUGACCACAUUGAAACACUCCACGAGCUAGAUAUUGAGUAUGGCAAGGACAUUGGAGAAAAGAUAGGAGCAGAGUGUAUACGUCGCUGUGCGUCACCCAAUGAUCACCCACUGUUUAUUGAUGCGCUGGUCGAUGUUGUCAGUAACCACAUAAAAGCAGGGCAUCGGUGCACGGAGCAAUUCCUCAAUACUUGUCCGAUGUGUGUUAAUCCAUCAUGCUUUGCUUCUAAGAAAUGGUUCAGAUAUGCCACAAAGAAGUUUUAAAACUUGUUAUUGGGAAAAGAAAAUUAACAGCAGUAAUAAUUAAAUGUAUUAAUAUAGUACACCUGCUUAUAUUGAAAGGCAGUACUAGAUACAAAUCAAUUCCAUAUUAAAGUAUGCUAUCCA
Messenger RNA from Procambarus clarkii (red swamp crayfish), 1510 nucleotides. It is a transcript of the gene FeCH, whose product is annotated as ferrochelatase, mitochondrial. Gene Ontology annotation, biological process: heme biosynthetic process. Lineage: Eukaryota; Metazoa; Arthropoda; Malacostraca; Decapoda; Cambaridae. Gene Ontology annotation, cellular component: mitochondrion. Gene Ontology annotation, molecular function: protoporphyrin ferrochelatase activity. The record is from RefSeq and is a predicted model, not a curated record.